AUGGAAGGGUCUGCGCCCAAGCGAAGACGCGUUUCUCCAGACCCAGAGGCGCCAGCGCCAGCGCCCGCAACAACAUCAGCAGCUGCGCCAGCACCGGUCAACCUUGCACCCGCAACAGCGUCACAAUCUCCAAGCCGACGACGUAGACCAUCCUUCGCAUCACCUACUCGAGCGAGCCUUUCGCGCUAUAACCCGCAAAUAUUGGAGCGACGCCGUUCAGCUGUCACAUCGACGCCAAGAGCCACAACCACAACCACAGCUCCGGCACCCGGCAUUCAAACCCUGACGCCCGUCGCUGCUCGGCCACGGCUAGGAGCAGACGGGAAUAUCGGAGCAGGCGUUAUCAACCAGCCGGCAGACAUACCAGGACAAACCGGGGGCGCGGCGAGACCACCAACGACCAGCUCUCAGGCCGGACUGACAGAGCCACCACGGCGGACUCCUACAAAACCAAACCCGAGGCCGUUCCCCCCCCCCGCACCAGAAGGCGACGAUGAAUCAAAUCCCUUUCUAGGACGGAUGCAGAGACGAGAGCCCAUCACAGGGGUGCCCAUACCCCCUCCUCCCGAGCCGGAGCUCCCGCCAGCCGUUUCAGAUGCUGUGUCUUCGACGCCUCCGCGAGGCAUCCACAGCAGCCCCAGAUGGAGAGACCGAGAUGGGCAUAAAAAGAAGUCACCGAUGAAAAGCUCGCCGCUGAAGCCGCGCGGUCUGGGAACCCCGACCGGGAGGGCCGGCGUCUCGAUGAGUCCGGCGACCCGUUCUGCUAUGCAAAGGGAGCUUCCGCUCCAGGACCGAAGCCUGAAUGCGAAUACGAAUCCCGCCCGCCAAGUCCUGGCGUCUGAUAAAAACAUCCACAAGCUAAAGGAGAGAAAUCGCCUGCGGAGGGAGAUUGCGGUUCUGAGGCGAGAAAUCGAACUUGCGGCCCGGGAAAAUGAGCGCAUCCGCGUUAUGCAAAGAGCCGGCCGAAUCGUGGCUCCCGAAAAUGAAGAGGACGUUUUAAAUCUGGUGCAAAAGACACUGGUCGCGACGAGGACUGCUCCCACGCCGAGACUUGCUCAUCAGAUGACACAGGCGGCGCUAAUGCCCGUGGGAAUCUUGCCGUUUGGCCCUUCAAGAUUGGCGUCAAAUCAAGGAGACCCCGAGACGGACGAAGCCAACAUCAGAUCUCACCACCCCGUCCCCAUGUCGGCCGCUGACGGUUUACCAUUCUUGCAACUGUUCAGUCCCUUCUCUGCCACGUCACAAGUCUCGGUUCUACCUUCGGCACACAAUCAACCUCUGCGGCAACGGAGGCAAAUCACGCUACGGUCUCGAGAUGUCCCGGGCUUGUUUACGGCUAGAGUCGACAUGGUGGUGAAUGCGAUGAAUCUGAAUAUCCUAGCACUCAAGGUUCCUGCGCUGGAGUCAUGCGCAAGACCAGAGCUCAGGCCGUUUGUUGACAAGAUAUGCUCUGGAGAUUGCAACAGAACAAUGCAACACAACGUUGGAAUCUUGUCUUGGGCCAUGGGGGAGUGGUAUCGCGUGGCAGUUCAGCGAGCUCGCUUCUGGUUCCAGUUGGAGCGGAGUCUAGCCGCCAAGGGCGAUUACUUGGAUGCGAUAUCACGAAUGCGGGCGGAGCCUGGACCGGGUGAGGACGGCUCUCAGGACGAUGAACUGGACACAUGUGACAGGGCAGACCUCUUCCGAUUUCUCGGCCAGCAGUCAUACGAUGUGCCGGUCCCGACGAUUUCAGAAGCGGGCCCAGAAUCGGCUGUGCGAUUGGAAUGGAAGAUCGAGCUCGACUGGACCGGCGAAGCGCAAAGCAAAAUGGGACUGUUCCUCGGGAUCCCUGGCAAAUGGCGGCAAGCGGAUGAGGGCGGUGUUUUUGGUCAAUUUGCCAAACUCUUGGAGGUUUUGAUAGACGGCGGCCAGCCCCCGAGGAAGGCAGUGCAAACCAUUGUGGCGCUUCUGACUGGCGCCUAG
Molecule: messenger RNA, 1962 nt
Organism: Metarhizium album ARSEF 1941
Lineage: Eukaryota; Fungi; Ascomycota; Sordariomycetes; Hypocreales; Clavicipitaceae
Exons: 2
Coding region: 1-1962 (653 amino acids)
Source: RefSeq, a predicted model, not a curated record